Anoplopoma fimbria (sablefish) is the source of this 1908-nucleotide messenger RNA. RefSeq names its product kelch-like family member 31 (gene klhl31). Bases 1 to 1908 code for a protein of 635 amino acids. The record is from RefSeq and is a predicted model, not a curated record. The transcript is spliced from 2 exons. Gene Ontology annotation, biological process: negative regulation of protein phosphorylation. NCBI's taxonomy places the organism in Eukaryota, Metazoa, Chordata, Actinopteri, Perciformes, Anoplopomatidae. Gene Ontology annotation, cellular component: cytoplasm; nucleus. Gene Ontology annotation, molecular function: protein binding.
AUGGCACCCAAAAAGAGCAAGGCGACCAAAAAGAGUAAAGGAGACAUAAAUGAAAUUACUAUAAUGGUCGAGGACAGCCCCAUCAACAAGAUCAACGGGCUAAACACUCUGUUGGAAGGAGGAAAUGGCUUCAACUGCAUUUCAACUGAAGUCACUGAUUCUGUGUAUGCCCCAAACCUGCUAGAGGGAUUGGACAACAUGAGGCAGGACAGCUUCCUCUGCGAUCUAACAGUCGCCACCAAGUCAAAGUCAUUUGAUGUCCACAAGGUUGUCAUGGCCUCCUGCAGCGAGUACAUUCGGAACAUCUUGAAGAAGGAUUCGUCCCUCCAGAAGAUCGACCUGAACGACCUCUCACCGGUCGGCCUCGCCACAGCCAUUACAUAUGCAUACUCUGGAAAGCUGACCCUGUCGCUGUACAGCAUCGGUAGCACCAUCGCCGCGGCCAUGCUGCUGCAGAUUGGCACCUUAGUGAAGAUGUGCAGUGAUUUCCUCAUGCAGGAGCUCAGCGUGGAGAACUGCAUGUAUGUGGCCAACAUCGCUGAUGCCUACGACCUUAAAGAAACCAAGCAGGCAGGUCAGAAGUUCAUGCGGGAGAACUUCAUCGAGUUCUCUGAGAUGGAGCAGUUCCUGAAGCUCACCUAUGAGCAGAUCAGCGAUUUCCUCUCGGAUGAUUCUCUGCAGCUUCCCUCCGAGGUCACGGCCUUCCAGAUCGCCAUGAAGUGGUUGGACUUUGACGAGAAGAGGUUGAAGUACGCGGCGGAUCUCCUAACUCACAUCCGCUUCGGCACCAUCUCUGCCCAAGACCUGGUGAAUCAUGUCCAGAAUGCGCCCAGAAUGAUGAAAGACCCUGAGUGCCACCGUCUCCUCGUUGAUGCCAUGAAUUACCAUCUGCUGCCCUACCAACAGAACAUCCUCCAGUCACGCAGAACAAAGGUGCGCGGUGGCAUCAGGGUGAUAUUCACCGUCGGUGGACGCCCUGCCCUGACGGAGAAAUCACUCAGCAAAGACGUCCUCUACAGAGAUGCAGAUAACAUGUGGAAUAAGUUGACAGAAAUGCCAGCAAAGAGCUUCAAUCAGUGUGUGGCAGUCUUGGAUGGCUUCCUGUACGUGGCAGGUGGUGAGGACCAGAAUGACGCAAGGAACCAGGCUAAACAUGCUGUCAGCAACUUCUGCAGAUUCGACCCGCGCUUCAACACUUGGAUUCACUUGAGCAACAUGAUCCAGAAGCGCACACACUUCAGCCUCAACAUCUUCAACGGCCUCCUGUUUGCCAUCGGUGGGCGAAAUGGUGACGGGGUUCAGGCCUCUGUGGAGUGCUACGUGCCCUCAUCCAACCAGUGGCAGAUGAAAGCUCCAAUGGAGGUGCCCCGCUGCUGUCACGGCAGCUCCCUCAUCGAUGGAAAGAUCCUCGUAUCCGGAGGUUACAUCAACAACACCUACUCCAGGGCCGUGUGCUCGUAUGACCCCUCCACCGACACCUGGCAGGAUAAGACCAGUCUGAGCACACCUCGAGGCUGGCACUGCGCCGCCACCGUGGGAGACCGAGCCUAUGUCUUCGGGGGCAGCCAGUUGGGAGGUCGCGGGGAGAGGGUGGAUGUCCUCGCUGUCGAGUCUUACAACCCAAACAGCGGCCAGUGGAGCUACUGCACGCCUCUCAAAACAGGAGUGAGCACGGCUGGUAUUUCCAGUUUGAACAACAAGGUCUAUCUUCUCGGAGGCUGGAACGAGGGAGAGAAGAAGUACAAGAAAUGCAUUCAGGUUUACAACCCUGACCUCAAUGAAUGGACUGAGGAUGAUGAAUUGCCGGAAGCAACAGUCGGCAUUUCAUGCUGUGUUGCCACCAUACCCACACGGAAAACACGAGAGUCCAGAGCCAGCUCAGUGUCUUCUGCGCCAGUCAGUAUAUAA